This is a messenger RNA of Ficedula albicollis (Collared flycatcher), 2205 nucleotides long. RefSeq names its product protein C receptor (gene PROCR). Gene Ontology annotation, molecular function: signaling receptor activity. The record is from RefSeq and is a predicted model, not a curated record. Gene Ontology annotation, biological process: negative regulation of coagulation. Bases 929 to 1603 code for a protein of 224 amino acids. NCBI's taxonomy places the organism in Eukaryota, Metazoa, Chordata, Aves, Passeriformes, Muscicapidae. The transcript is spliced from 4 exons.
UGCCCGGGCUGAGCUCCGUGCCGGGCCAACCGCGGGGACAGCAGCGCGUCCCCAGCCUGAGCUCGGUGCCGGGCCAGCCCUGGUGACAGCAGCGCGUCCCCAGCCUGAGCUCGGUGCCGGGCCAGCCCUGGUGACAGCAGCGCGUCCCCAGCCUGAGCUCGGUGCCGGGCCAGCCCUGGUGACAGCAGCGCGUCCCCAGCCUGAGCUCGGUGCCGGGCCAGCCCUGGUGACAGCAGCGCGUCCCCAGCCUGAGCUCGGUGCCGGGCCAGCCCUGGUGACAGCAGCGCGUCCCCAGCCUGAGCUCGGUGCCGGGCCAGCCCUGGUGACAGCAGCGCGUCCCCAGCCUGAGCUCGGUGCCGGGCCAGCCCUGGUGACAGCAGCGCGUCCCCAGCCUGAGCUCGGUGCCGGGCCAGCCCUGGUGACAGCAGCGCGUCCCCAGCCUGAGCUCGGUGCCGGGCCAGCCCUGGUGACAGCAGCGCGUCCCCAGCCUGAGCUCGGUGCCGGGCCAGCCCUGGUGACAGCAGCGCGUCCCCAGCCUGAGCUCGGUGCCGGGCCAGCCCUGGUGACAGCAGCGCGUCCCCAGCCUGAGCUCGGUGCCGGGCCAGCCCUGGUGACAGCAGCGCGUCCCCAGCCUGAGCUCGGUGCCGGGCCAGCCCUGGUGACAGCAGCGCGUCCCCAGCCUGAGCUCGGUGCCGGGCCAGCCCUGGUGACAGCAGCGCGUCCCCAGCCUGAGCUCGGUGCCGGGCCAGCCCUGGUGACAGCAGCGCGUCCCCAGCCUGAGCUCGGUGCCGGGCCAGCCCUGGUGACAGCAGCGCGUCCCCAGCCUGAGCUCGGUGCCGGGCCAGCCCUGGUGACAGCAGCGCGUCCCCAGCCUGAGCUCGGUGCCGGGCCAGCCCUGGUGACAGCAGCCAUCCGUGCCAUCCCCGCGAUGCUGCGGCUGCUGCUGCUGCUGAGCGGGGCGCUGGGCUGCGGGGCAGAGCAGGCAGCCCCGCUCGCCUUCACCAUGCUCCAGCUGACCCGCGUCUACAUGGGCAAUUCUAUGUUCCGGGGCAACGCCAGCCUGAAUGGGCAGCUCAGCCAUCUCCUGGACGAGAAUAAUGUCACCCAGGUGCUCCCGCUGGAGCCUCCGGACGCCUGGGCCCGGCGGCAGAACGAGGUGAUCACCUACCUGAGGAACUUCAGGCAGCUGGUGAAGCUCUUCAACAAGGAGAGACCCACCAAAUUCACCCAGCACCUGCGCUGCCACCUCGGCUGCCGCCUCUACCCCAACGGCACAGCCCAGAGCUUCUACGAGGUGACCCUCAACAGGACAGCGUUCCUCAGCUUCCACGUCCCCAACGCCACCUGGGAGCGGCGCUGGCCCGGAGAGCUCCCGGUGGCCGCCUUCGCCCAGGAGCAGCUGAUGAAAUACCCCGUAACCACCCAGGACCUGCAGUAUUUCCUCAACACCACCUGUGUCAGCAUCCUGCAGGCUCAGAGCACCAGGACAGGAAAAGUCAGCGGCCGAUCACGCGCUCCGCUGGUACUGGGGCUGGUCCUGGGAAGCCUGGCCCUGCUGGGCAUGGCCCUGGGCAUCUUCCUGUGCACAGGAGGAAGCUGCUAGCGUGGGCAGCCAUCCCAUGUCACCCCACGGACACAGGGGACAAACCCAUCAUCUUCCCGUGCAUCCGUUGCCACCCUCUGGAGGCAGGGGACAGACCCAUCAUCUCCCUGCAGAGUCAGAGGAUGGAUCCAUCAUCUUCCCAAGGGUCCAGCAACUCUCCAUGGAUCCAUCAUCACCCUGGGGAGGCAGGGGCUGGAUCCAUCAUCCCUGCACAGAGGCAGAGGAUGGAUCCCUCAUCCUCCCAUGGAGGCAGGGACCAAGCCCAUCCCUCACAAGGGAUGCAAGUCCCUUGUGCCACAGACUUUGCUCCCCAAGGACACCAAGUGGCUUCCCUGUUCCAGCCAACUGGCCCCUCCAGCAGCCCUGUGGACAGUCCUCAUGCUGGGCAGUGCACUGACACUCCACACAGAAACGCUGGGCAUGGGUGGAAAAAUGGUGGGGGGAGCAGCAUGGGGGGAAAGCAGCAGGAGAAACAACCAUGGAAUGGUUGAAAGGAAGGUGUUAAACCCUCAUUUCUCCCUGUUCCAGUGGGGAUGGAGGGAGGUUGUCACCCCUUGUAUAAUAAAACCACCCAUCAGCUCUCACCACACCUAUGGCUGCUC